Molecule: messenger RNA, 1584 nt
Organism: Micropterus dolomieu (smallmouth bass)
Lineage: Eukaryota; Metazoa; Chordata; Actinopteri; Centrarchiformes; Centrarchidae
Gene: tmem120aa
Product: transmembrane protein 120Aa
Exons: 12
Coding region: 95-1141 (348 amino acids)
Biological process (GO): fat cell differentiation
Cellular component (GO): membrane
Source: RefSeq, a predicted model, not a curated record
CGCUGACAGCAGUCCAACUGUUGCGCAGCGGACAGAGCGUGAAUAUUACUCAAUAUUACUUAAUUCCUGGAGGUUUCCUGAUGUUAGAGAAAAAAUGAUGUCCAAUACGACGAGUUUAAGUGAAUGUUUACGCGAAUGGGAGGAAUUAGAGAAGAACUACCAGCAAAUUCAUGACACCCAUCGUCUGUAUAAACAGAAACUUGAGGAAGUGGCAAAACUGCAAGGCAGCUGCUCCGGUGCUAUAGCACGUCAGAGGAAGAGGCUGAAAGAGCUCACUGGGUCACUUGAAGAAUGCAAAGAAAAUCAUCCAGUGCCCAAAUUAGGUCCAGAGGAAGUGGAUGCCAUCGCUGAAAUCAAGGACUGCAUGAAAGACAGAGCAAAUGCUUUCUCUGAAAUGGAAGCUUUUCUGCCAAAGAAGAACGGGUUAUACCUCACUCUUGUUUUAGGAAACGUCAACGUAACACUCCUCAACAAACAGGCAAAAUUUGCCUACAAAGAUGAAUACGAGAAAUUUAAACUGGUCCUCACGGUCAUCCUCUUUGUAUUCUCCUUCACGUGCCGCUUUUUGUUCAGCUACAGAGUCCUAGAUGCGCUGUUCAACUUCCUGUUGGUGUGGUACUACUGCACACUCACAAUCCGGGAGAGCAUUCUCAUCAGCAAUGGCUCAAGGAUCAAAGGUUGGUGGGUUUUCCAUCACUACGUGUCAACCUUCCUGUCUGGAGUCAUGCUCACUUGGCCUGAAGGCGCGCUGUACCAGAUGUUUAGGAACCAGUUUCUAUCAUACUCUAUGUACCAAAUAGGCUUUGUCCAGUUUCUCCAGUACUACUACCAGAGAGGCUGUUUGUACAGACUUAGAGCGCUGGGAGAAAGACAUAACAUGGACCUUACUGUCGAGGGUUUCCAGUCCUGGAUGUGGAGAGGCUUGACCUUCCUCCUUCCUUUCUUGUUCUUUUGUCACUUCUGGCAGCUCUACAACAGCAUAAUACUCUUCAGGAUGUUUCAGCUCCCAGAGUGUAAAGAGUGGCAGGUUGGGAUGUGCUGCUGCUCUUACAUGGUGCUCUUCAUGGGAAAUGUCUUCACCACACUGGGAGUGGUUUAUCAGAAAUACAAGAACAACCAGGACAAGCCCAAGAGCUUGUAGAACUGGAAUAAUGAAAAGGGCAGAAUCACCAAAAAUCCUCCUGUUUAUGAAACAGAAAACGUUCAAAGUUACCGUAGCUCUAAUAUUCUCUUUAGAGCUCUUUAUCGAUGUUAUGAUUGUUGUCCUUGUGGACCAUGUACUCCUACUUUUUGUCCUUUGAUUUUAUAUUUGUGUAAAUGAUGGUCAAACACUUUGUACGGGUAGGUCAUAGACAUUAUCACACUAACCUGUCAGAAAAUAAAAAAACAAUCAGGUACCAGGCAGGUCUUGUUAAGUAACACUGAAAGCUUGUUUCAGUGAGAUUUUAGAUCUUGAAUUGCAUGACUCUGAAAAGGAAAAGUUUCUGAAUAAAGAAUUAACCAUGUUAUUUCCAUCAUAUUUAUUUAGGGAAACCUAAAGUUUACUCAGCAGCUGCUAUGUGCUUAAUAAAACACUCUUCCAAA